Passer domesticus (house sparrow) is the source of this 1599-nucleotide messenger RNA. RefSeq names its product 3 beta-hydroxysteroid dehydrogenase type 7-like. Gene Ontology annotation, biological process: steroid biosynthetic process. Lineage: Eukaryota; Metazoa; Chordata; Aves; Passeriformes; Passeridae. The transcript is spliced from 7 exons. The record is from RefSeq and is a predicted model, not a curated record. Gene Ontology annotation, molecular function: 3-beta-hydroxy-Delta5-steroid dehydrogenase (NAD+) activity. The coding region runs from base 54 to 1169 and encodes 371 amino acids.
GAUCCUGGCAGCCUCCUCCUCUCUGCUCCUCACCCACAAAAACAUCUGCAGCAAUGGAUGGAGCCUGGGUCUACCUGGUGACAGGAGGAUGUGGGUUUGUGGGGGAGAGGAUCGUAGAGCUCCUGUCUCAACAAGACUACAUCAAAGAAGUCAGAGUUUUUGAUUCAGUAGCAAGAGAAGAAGUAGAAAAACUCAGCACAGCCCCCACUCGUGUGACGGUGAUGAGAGGAGACAUCCGCGACGCCGGCGCGCUGCUGGCUGCCAUGAGGGGGGUGCACGUGGUGCUCCACACGGCUGCCGUGGUGGACUACAGGGACACGGUGCCCUUCGGGGAGAUGAGCGCUGUCAACGUCGGGGGAACUGAAAACGUGGUCAGGGCCUGUUGUGACCUGAGCAUCCCAUACCUGCUGUACACCAGCUCCGUCGCUGCCGUGGGCCCCAACACCUCCUGUGAGCCCCUGCUCAGAGGAAAUGAGGACACUCAGUACCGUGGGGAAGUGGAGCUGCCCUACGGGAAGACAAAAGCCAUGGCAGAAAAAAUUGUGCUUGAAGCCAAUGGAAAAAAGCUGAGCAAUGGUGGCACACUCAGAACCUGCAUCCUCCGUGCCAACACGGUGUAUGGGGAGAAGGCAGGGUUCCUGCAGGAGCUGUACUCGCUUGCCAGAGCCAGGAGUGGUGUUCUGAACUACCUGGAGCCUGAGGACUCCGAGCGCAAUCACACCUACGUGGGGAACGUGGCAUGGAUGCAUGUCCUGGCAGCAAGGCACCUGCAGCUGAAGGCAGACCUGCUGGCAGGGCAGGUGUAUUACUGCUAUGAUGACACCCCAAGCAGGAAGGGUUUCCUGGUCAGGCACCAGCUGCUGGCCAGUGCAGACCCCUCGGUGAGGCUGGGCUCUCACAUCCCCUACUGGAAGAUGUGGUUGAUGAUACAAGUGCACAGGAUCCUCAGGGCCAUCCUGUCCCCGUUCUGGAGGCCACAGCCUUUCCUCAACGUGCCCCUGCUGAACACCAUAGUCACCACCUUCUCCUUCGAGACAGACAAGGCCUCCAGGCAUUUUGGGUACAAACCCCUGUUCACGUGGCAGGAGAGCAGGCUCAGGACUGCACAGUGGCUGAAAGCAGCUGCAGGGAGCCUGGGACACCCCCAGCUGCAGGAAAAGAAGAACUGAACAGCACUUUUGGGGGAAGGGAUCUUCACAAUCUACAUGGACCUUUGGCAGGAGCUUUGCAAACACAGAAAUUCUGGUACAGAAGCAGAGAGGAAGAAAAACUCACAGGCUGCAAGCUGUGACAUCCUUGCCAUGCCAAAAUCUCAGCUGUUUUGUGUCCCAUUGGCAUUUGAAACCUUCCCUGCACACACACAGGACUUGCUGGCCUCCCUCACUGCCAUGGUGCCACCACUGCACAGUGACUUGUGGGAACAAGAGAGAACAAGCUCAGCUGGGAGAUGGUGCCCAAAAAACACCUUUGUGGUAAAAUCAGUGAACCAGUUUUGUUCCAUAGCCUGGGAGCCAUGGUCUUGGACAUUUGGUGAGGUGGCUGUACCUGGCUCAGGCACUGAAGGGAUAUUCAGUGAUUGUUUUGGGGGGGACAAGUAAA